CUCCUUGUCUCCCAUUAGCAUCGGCCAGAUCCCAUCCUCCUCUUCUUCCCCACCCCGUCGUGCUCUCCACCCCUUCUUCUGGAAAACCUGGCUCGGAGCACCCAGGCUCUCCCCUCGUCCUCCCCACGACUGGCUCGUCCCCCUGGAAUAAACACACCGGCCAGCCCCACGCUCGCUCGGGCCCAGAGGGAGCUGAAGUUCAGGGCCGGCUCCGAGGUCCCGCGCUGCCAGCUUUCUCGUUUCCCCUUUGCCGCUCCCGCUCCCGCAUCUUGGACAUGCCAGGAUUAAAAAGGAUACUCACCGUUACCAUUCUGGCUCUCUGUCUUCCGAGUCCCGGGAAUGCACAGCAACAAUGCACUAACGGUUUCGAUCUGGACCGCUCGUCAGGACAGUGUUUAGACAUUGAUGAAUGCCGGACCAUCCCUGAGGCCUGCCGAGGAGACAUGAUGUGUGUUAACCAAAAUGGCGGGUAUUUAUGCAUCCCCCGAACAAACCCAGUGUACCGAGGGCCCUACUCGAACCCCUACUCGAACCCCUACUCAGGUCCGUACCCAGCAGCGGCCCCACCGCUAUCAGCUCCAAACUACCCCACGAUUUCGAGGCCUCUCAUAUGCCGCUUUGGAUACCAGAUGGAUGAAAGCAACCAGUGUGUGGAUGUGGACGAGUGUGCAACGGAUUCUCACCAGUGCAAUCCUACCCAGAUUUGCAUCAACACCGAAGGAGGGUAUACCUGCUCCUGCACCGAUGGCUAUUGGCUUCUGGAAGGCCAGUGCUUAGACAUUGAUGAAUGUCGCUAUGGCUACUGCCAGCAACUGUGUGCGAACGUUCCUGGAUCCUAUUCCUGCACCUGCAACCCCGGUUUUACCCUCAAUGAGGAUGGAAGGUCUUGCCAAGAUGUGAACGAGUGUGCAACUGAGAACCCAUGCGUGCAAACUUGUGUCAACACCUAUGGCUCUUUUAUCUGCCGCUGUGACCCAGGAUAUGAGCUUGAGGAUGACGGUGUUCAUUGCAGUGACAUGGACGAAUGCAGCUUCUCUGAGUUCCUCUGCCAGCAUGAGUGUGUGAAUCAGCCCGGCACGUACUUCUGCUCCUGUCCCCCCGGUUACAUUCUGUUGGAUGACAACCGGAGUUGCCAGGAUAUCAACGAGUGCGAGCACAGAAACCACACGUGUAACCUGCAGCAAACUUGCUACAAUCUGCAAGGGGGCUUCAAGUGCAUUGACCCCAUCCGCUGUGAGGAGCCUUAUCUUCGGAUCAGCGAUAACCGCUGUAUGUGUCCCGCUGAGAAUCCUGGCUGCAGAGACCAGCCCUUUACCAUCUUGUACCGGGAUAUGGAUGUGGUAUCGGGACGCUCCGUUCCUGCUGACAUCUUCCAAAUGCAAGCAACGACCCGCUACCCUGGGGCUUAUUACAUUUUCCAGAUCAAGUCUGGGAAUGAGGGCCGAGAAUUCUAUAUGCGGGACCCUCGUCAGUGCAAUGAGAAGUUAGGCCAAGAUGCAGUCUUCCAUCGUUUUCCUGCCUGGAGGAGUCACUCACAUAGCCAGUUAUCCAUCCACUCAUCUGAAGGUAUUUAUUACCUACUUCGCACUUCCAGAAACCGAGAAUAUAGCAGUGAGCACAGCAUCCCCAGAUCUCUGCCCUCCCGGCACUUAUGUUGUGGUGAAUAUGAAAGCGUGCCUCACGGAAGUGGGCCCCACCUGUGUUGUGCAACUGUGGCUCUUUACAUUUAAAUGAAUUAUGAUGAAAUAAGAUUAAAAAGUAGCACAAGCCACAUUUCAAGGGCUCAGUGGUCACCUGUGACUGCUGUAUUGGCUCGGAUAGAGAACCUUUCCAUCAUCGUAGAAAGUUUGAUUGGAUAGCACUGACUUAGCCACAUCAGGAGAAAAUUUUAGAAUACACAUCCUAAACUGUAUUUGCCCCUUCUUUUUUGAAGUUCAUUAUUUUGAGAGAGAGCACAAGCUCGAGCCGGGGAGGGGUAGAGAAAGCAUCCCGAGCGGGCUCCACGCGGCCAGCACAGGACCCGACGUGGGUCUCAAACUCACGCACUGCGAAAUCAUGACCUGAGCCACCGUCGAGAGUCAGACGCUCACCUGACUGAGCCACCCAGGCGCCCCUCACUUCUGUGCUAUACACGUAUAAUCCCACACCCUUGUGUUAUUGCACUUUAUGUCCUGCAGCCCUGGGGUGAAUGUACCUCUUUGGAUACCCCCGGUUCAGAGCAAUGUUUUUUACAUUUCAGUGUGAACGUGGGCACUUGUCCAAAAAGUGGAUUCCAGAGCUUCCUCUCCGGAGAAUCUCUCUCAGAAGACCGUGGUGGAGGCCUAGGGUAUCCACUUCCUGUGGUUACUAUGACAAAGGACUCCAACUCGGUGGCUUAACCCAACAGAAAUUUAUUUUCACAGGGUCCUGGGAGCCAGAAGCCUGUAAUCACAUUCACUGAGUGGAAACCAAGGUGCCACAGAGCCAUCUCCCCUCCAGGGGAGAAGCCAUUCCUUGCUUCCACCAGCUCCCAGCACCUGCCAGCAUUUCCUGACUUGUGGCCACGUCACUUUAGUCUCUGCCUCCAGUGGUCACGCUGCCUCAGGUUCUGUGGGUGUCAACCCUCCCUGUCUCGCUCUGUGUGUCACAUGUGAUCGGAUUUAAGGCCAGCCCACAUAAUCCAGGAUAAUCUCCCCACGGCAAGAUCCUUAACUUAAUCUCCUCAGCAAAGGUCCCUCUUCCUUAUAAGGUAACAAGUACAGGUUCCAGGGAUUGGGGCCCGAUACCUUUGGGAGCCUUCAGCCCACUAUGCCCAGGAAUCUGCAUUUCUAACAAAUGCAGCUUGUGGUCCUCCAGGGGCAUCGUGGGGGAGCUACGGGCCCAUGGAAGUUUACCCACUUUGAAGGGAGCCGGUCGCAGUCCUGUGAAAGGACCCUGUAUCUGAGGUCUCUACCUCCCUCUCCCUAUCUCCUGGCCGAACCUUCCAGUCCUUGCUUCUGGGGCUGGGACUGUCUAAAAACAGGGACGUCUCAGAAGCAGCGGUGAGAACAGUUUAGAAAAGGUUCCAGGGGCUGGUAUCAUGCCUGUAUCCUCACUGAUAGUUUUUGGCAAGACCCCAGGGGGACCGGGUCACAUGUGUAACACAGUCAGCGGAGCCAGCAUCUGUAGGCCAGUGCAACAGGGUCAGAGGCUUUGGAAAAAGAUGGACUGAGUUGAAGGCAGAGGAACUUCUGUGAGAUGAGAAAGGCAGAGCUGUGUUUAUGUCUGUCCUUUCUCCGCUAUCCAGCAGAAACCCACAUCUGUGAGCUGCUGUGGCCUUGCUGCCCUCGGGAGCACAAGCCUAGCCCAGCGGCCUCCUGCAGUUUGGCCUCUGUCAUUUGUACAGACAUAGCGGGUCCCAAUCAUAGGGCACAGAGAUGCCCCUUUGGGGGAUUUAAAAUUCCAUCACUGAUGCCACCUGCCUCGCGUUUUUCCUUUUCCCACGCAGAAAACAAGAUCCUCAGAAGGUGGCCUUGCCUGGGUGAGGUGUCGCUCACUGGAACACCACCUGCUAAAAUCCCUAUAGACCCAAAUGUUCCCCGGGUGGCUGGCUUGUAAAAGCCAGUGAUGGCGGGGGAAGAAGAUUGUCCUACAGGUGGCAUGGACGGGAGGGAGGAUCCUUCCUGGAGGCUUCCUCUGGGACUCAGGUUGACACAGCCCCUGGGGGACCCUUGAAACGCACAAAGCCGAGCUGUAUGCUUGCGCCCUCUCAGGACAUUGAGUUGGGCCCUAAUUCUUUACUAUUUAUUCAGAAGAGGAUGUCAGGACUCUGAGGCUGAAGGAACUUAGGGACAGGGAGGUGGCUCCUGGCAUCUCUCCUGGCUGCACCCGGGAAGAGAAGACAGGUUCCGUCUGGGUGCCCUGUGAAGCCAUGGGCAUGAGGCAGGAAGACAAGGAGAAAUCUGCUGGACAAGGUGGGCCUUCCACACGUCCAGCUUCCAAGGCACGGCCCCAUCAUCAGGAGGCCGCACAUCGUUGUUCUCUGUGGGCUCCAGGGCCAGGCUGGUCCACUUCAUUCAGGUUCUACAACUCACCAACUCACCAGCUGUGUGGCCUUGGGCCCAUUACCUAACCUCUCUGGGCCUCAAUUUCCACAUAGGUAAAGAGGGGAUAAUAAUAGUAUUUACCUUGGGAUUAGAUGAGAUCAUCUGCUUAGCUCAGUGCCUGGAACACAGAAUGACUGUUUUGAUCAAACAGGUAGGAUUUGGCAGAGGUGAAACAUUCAGUAACCUUUUUCUCACCUUGCUGGCUCCAACCUGUGCACACCUGGGUGAUAUCUAGGUUAAUCCCUCGGACUGACAGGUUCUUUGAGUUACUAUUGAAUUGUCUCCUUCUCAUAUCAAGUCUAAUAAGCUGGUUUCAGUGGAAACGUCCACCU
Molecule: messenger RNA, 4396 nt
Organism: Neofelis nebulosa (Clouded leopard)
Lineage: Eukaryota; Metazoa; Chordata; Mammalia; Carnivora; Felidae
Gene: FBLN5
Product: fibulin 5
Exons: 12
Coding region: 276-1730 (484 amino acids)
Molecular function (GO): calcium ion binding
Source: RefSeq, a predicted model, not a curated record